GCCAUGCACUGAGUGUGGAGCAAAUGGUUUGUGUGGCCUUGCGCUUUUUGCUAGUGGAGCCUUCCUGUACUCAGUGGGGGAUGCAGAACAGCUGAACAAGGCCACAAUUUGCCGCACAAUAAGGAGUGUGUGUCUGGCUAUCAAAGCAUUAGCAGAUGUCUUCAUCUCCUUCCCUGGCCACAGAAGACUCUGUGACAUCAAAGAGGAGUUCUAUAGGAUUGCAGGUUUCCCCAAUGUCAUUGGUGCAGUGGACUGCACACACAUAAGGAUAAAAGCCCCCUCAGGUGCCCAUGAGGCCGAUUUUGUGAAUAGGAAAUCCUUUCACAGCAUUAAUGUUCAGAUGGUCUGCAAUGCUGACUGUGUGAUCAGCAAUGUUGUGGCAAAAUGGCCUGGCUCAGUCCAUGACUCCAGAAUCUUUCGGGCCUCUGAAAUCUAUCAGUGCCUAUCACAAGGUGAAUUCUCUGGUGUGUUGCUGGGAGACAGGGGGUAUGGCUGCCAGCCUUUUCUCCUGACACCUUUCACAGACCCCCAGGAAGCACAGCAGGCCUACAACCAUGCCCAUGCCAGGACCAGGGCCAGAGUUGAAAUGACCUUUGGCCUCCUGAAGGCACGCUUUCACUGCCUUCACAAAUUAAGGGUCAGCCCUGUUAGGGCAUGUGAUAUUACUGUGGCUUGUGCUGUCCUCCACAAUGUGGCCUGCCUGAGGAAGGAGAGGGCCCCCAGAGUGCCACUAGCCAUGGACUGGGACAAUCCGGCAAUCUUCCCUGAUGACGACAGUGGUCGGCUGCUGAGGGACCAAUAUGUGUUGAAUUAUUUUAGUUAGUAUGUGUGCUUUCAAUUUUGGUUAAAUAUGUCCUGCGGUGGCAGAGGAAUUUGGG
Molecule: messenger RNA, 878 nt
Organism: Oncorhynchus nerka (sockeye salmon)
Lineage: Eukaryota; Metazoa; Chordata; Actinopteri; Salmoniformes; Salmonidae
Product: putative nuclease HARBI1
Exons: 4
Coding region: 341-823 (160 amino acids)
Source: RefSeq, a predicted model, not a curated record